Ailuropoda melanoleuca (giant panda) is the source of this 2855-nucleotide messenger RNA. RefSeq names its product BTB domain containing 8 (gene BTBD8). The transcript has 8 exons. Gene Ontology annotation, molecular function: protein binding. NCBI's taxonomy places the organism in Eukaryota, Metazoa, Chordata, Mammalia, Carnivora, Ursidae. The record is from RefSeq and is a predicted model, not a curated record. Bases 218 to 1246 code for a protein of 342 amino acids.
UGAGGGAGCGUGACUCGCCAAGGAAAGGUCCUGUGAACCUGUUCUUUGCUAGAAAAAAAAAAGCGCUGACAUCCCAGGAAGACGUAAUGGGGAAAAGCUCGCAGAUUGACUUGGACUCGGCUCGCAAGAAAACAUCUAUUAAGAUGAACGGCUGACACCCCCGCAACGCAAAGAGAGCGAGGAAAAAAUAACCGGACGGAUCGGUUUCUCCCGCGAGAUGGUUCGCUCCCUGGGCAAUGGGGGCAGGGUACCCGCCGGCCGAAGUAAACAGAGCUACUACGCCUGCGCACACCAUUCCUGGGUCACGUGUGGCGCGGGCCUCCCAGAUUGCCCAGGAGAGCGGUCCUGCCGCUGUAAGGGAUCGGGUGCAAACAGGAGAGGCGUCAACCCUUCCCUGAGGGGCGGAUUCGGGCUCCUAAGGGAAGAAAUACAUACAGAUAUUACUUUCUCUGUAGGUAGUACUUUGUUCAAAGCACACAAAGCAGUCCUUUUAGCAAGGGUGCCUGACUUCUAUUUUCAUACUAUUGGACAGACAUCUGAUAAUUUAACAAAUCAUGAGUCUAUUGCUGUGGAGAACUUUGAAGCUUCAGAAUUUAGAACAUUUUUACAGAUUGUAUAUUCAUCAAACAGAAGCCUAAAAAACUAUGAAGAGGAAAUUCUUAGGAAAAAGAUAGUAGAGAGGGGAGUACCACAUAACAAACAUGACUUCAGCUUUGAAAAGUGCACUGACAAUGAUGGAAGAUCAUCUGUAGAGUUCUUAGAUAAAAAGUCAUCUCAUUGUUCUCUUCUGAAGCAUGAGGUUCCAGACGAUAUCAGUGAUGGAGAAGACAAUUUAAUUUCCACUGAUAAUUAUGACUUGGAUCCUGCAUCUGAAUUAGGAGAAGAUUUAUUGAAACUUUACGUGAAACAUUGUUGCCCAGAUAUUGAUAUUUAUGUUGAUGGAAAAAGUUUUAAAGCUCACAGAGCCAUUUUAAGUGCCAGAUCUAGUUAUUUUGCUGCAAUGCUGAGUGGCUGUUGGGUUGAAAGCUCCCAAGAGUACAUUAUUCUUCAAGGUAUAAACCAUGUGGAAAUGAAUGUUAUGAUGCAUUUUAUAUAUGGAGGAACUUUGGACUUUCCAGACAAAGCUAAUGUUGGUCAGAUACUCAAUAUGGCUGAUAUGUAUGGAUUGGAAGGAUUAAAAGAAGUAGCAAUCUAUAUUUUAAGAAGAGAUUACUGUAAUUUCUUUCAGAAGCCAAAUGAAAGUUAGGAGGGAAGUACAAACAUAUCCUGAAUAAAGAUUAAAGAUAGAAUGUAUCUGCAAUGAGGAGAUCUGUCUUAUCCCUCAGAUGGACAUAUAUACCACAUCUGUAAAACCAGCCCACUCUGGAGCUUCCAUUAAAAAUAAAAGAAAAUGGUAAGAGAUUUCUUGGAAGAGCCUGGAAUAUGCCUCAGAAACCAGUGAGAGUAUACUCAAAUGUGGGGAUUUCUAAAGGGAGAAGCCGGUACUAGCUUGGUUAUUAGGGACAAUAGCUGUUGCCAUAUAUAGAAGAUAGUAUAGGGCAUCCACUCCACAUUCCAGUUACACAUGGUAGGCAGGGAAGGAAGAGACCUUAGUGGUUCUGUGAAGAUCAGAAGAUGCUGGUACAGGGCUGAAUGAUGCUGUGUCCCACCUAGGGAAGCACUGUGCAUCAUGAACCACUAGAAGAAUCUUUAUCCACUGAGAGGCUAGGGUGAAAUUCAGUCUGUUCCUAAAAGAGUCAUCAGCAAAGGCCAUCAAGAUCUUAAUUAGAGCAAACUCAGUGACAUCAACCUACUACCAUGUUGUGUCUGGUUAGCUAUAUGGCCAUCUAUAGUUCUCUUCCACAAGAGUUAUACCCAGAAAAUGGAGGAGCAGGAGACCAGACCUUGCUCUCUAUUCCCUAUUCCAGAUCUCUCCAACUGUAAAUGUAGUUGGUGAUGGGGGAGAGAAAGAUGUAAGGUAAAAUACAAGAUUGGUAUUUAAACAGUACUCUACUGAAUUCCAAUAUCAAAAAUAACCAGACUAUACUGGAAUUUGCCCAUAAUGUCAUUAAGGGAUGGGAAAAAAAAGUUUGACACCACAUAGUUGCCAGCAGUACUUGGGGAAAAAGUUUUAUCUUAGUAUCUCCUCUGAGCUGAGACUCCUCCAUAAACCAAUUACAUAUAACAUUUUAAAAAUAAUCUCUUUUAUGGAUGGCCUUUGGACCAUUGCUGCUGGUUUUUAAUAUGUUAAUGAGUAUGUAUAGGUUAUUGUAGCUUCUUGCAUUUUACUUGCAAUAUUCACUUUAUUUUUAAAACACAAAAGGCAUAUUUGUUGACAUUAAAACAAGAAAAUGAAAUUUUAAAGAUUGUCAAUAUACUUUAUUGAAAACUUAUUUCACUUUAUUUUGCUUCUUUUAGUAUCAUGUAUUAUUGUGGUAAUAGAUAUUUGAGACAAUAUUUUAUCACUUGAUCUUUAAACUUUUUGCUUUACAUAUUUUCUUAAUCUAUAAAUAUUCAAACAUAAUUUUUAACUUCUAGAACUCAAUUAUGUAGUUUCUUGGCAGUGAAUUUAAAUAUAGUAAGCCUAUUAUUACACACUCCACAGUAAUACAGAUUUGGGUGUAAAGUAAUGGGUAGCCAGCUCUGGAACUACUAACAAGCUUUAGUUAUUUCAUGAACUUCACAGUUUUACCUUUUACACAAUUAAAAUUUUUGGACUUAAUCUGUAGAAUUAAAGUUAGCUUUACAUUAUGUAUUUUGUAUCACCUCUUUUUUUUCUAAGAUUUAUUUAUUUACUUUAGAGAGAGCACGCUCUGGUGUGUGAGUAGGGGGAGGGGCAUAGGGAGAGAAUCUUCAAGCAGACUCCCCGCUGAGUG